Molecule: messenger RNA, 152 nt
Organism: Dentiscutata heterogama
Lineage: Eukaryota; Fungi; Glomeromycota; Glomeromycetes; Diversisporales; Gigasporaceae
Source: the annotation of a GenBank genome assembly
AAAUAUCUGUUAAUUCAGAUAAUCAAGAACUUGAUAUUAAUGUAGAUGAUGACGAAAAUGAAGAGCUUAAUGGAAACUUUACCGAUUUUUCUAAUUGGCUUCUUAAUACAUUCGACAACUGUGAGCAUGAAUUCGAUAAUUAUUCUGAGUGA